UGAUGAUGAUGAUGACGACUAUGACAAUGAUGGCAAUAGUAAUACACUUGAAUCUAAUCUUGUCAUCUUCCUCCAGUGAAGGAAAGAAUGGCCUUCGAGCUUACUACUGGAGCACGUUUUGGGUCCCACAAGAUGUUGUCCUUUCUAUCAAAAAUACAUCUUUGUUGAAGCAAAAGCAAAUCAUUAGUAAAAGGACACCUCCAGCCACUAAUACUACUGCUGAUACGCUUAUUUUAGAAGACAAUUUUGAUAAUGUUACCUUGGAGCUUUUUGUUUCAGACUCUGUGGAUUAUGAUGUGACACAGAAAUCAGCAGUGGCCUUUGACCUCUAUGCAAAGCCUGGUAAUAAUAGGACAUUAACACUGAUGAAUCCUAAGAAAUCUUUUUAUCAGUGGAGGCUGCGGGUUCCGUCAGACUAUGUUGUGAGGCUGGUCAUUGUUACCUGGCAUGGGGUGCCUCCAGGGAGCUGUGCCUCUCACAGGUUGUCUGCGUAUGAUUUCCUUCUCCCUCUCCAGAACAAGAUCAUCACAAGGUGGUGUGGAAUAUCUGGAGCAUGGACUCCCCCAGUUAUACGUGUAACUUCAUCAAGUAAUGUCAUGUUGGUCACGUUCUCUCUGGAUCGAAGAAAAGAGAGCAAUAUAUUGAGAGCAUACUUCCAAGCAGUUCCUAAAAUUGCAUGUGGAGGCUGGUACAGUUCUUGGAAUGGGACAGUAAUUUCUCCUUAUUAUCCAAGUUACUAUCCUCCAAAUAUUGACUGCCACUGGAUAAUCAGGGCACCACUACCAGGAUAUCGAUUGCUAUUGAAAAUUCUUGUAAUACAAGUGCAAGAACAAUCUCCAGGAUCCAAAAAAUGUGACAGAGACUGGCUGGAAAUUGAUGGACUUAGAUAUUGCAAGCCUAUCAUGGAAAGCAAUAGGGUCAAGGAAUAUGGCAAUUCAGUUGCAAUCAGCUUCCAUUCAGAUGAACUGGUCACAAACAAGGGUUUUUAUAUUGAAUUCAGAGCAUUCAGCCACACAGACUCUUGUCCUAUGCAAUUUAAAUGUUCAGACAGAACAUGCAUCCCUUUAAAUAGUAAAUGUGAUGGGUGGAAAGACUGCACAGAUGGAAGUGAUGAGGUAGACUGUGCAUAUGGAAGUUGUUCACAGCAUGCUUAUGAAUGUCUAAAUGGAAAGUGUCCCAUUAAGCCAAACCCAGAAUGUGAUGGCAUACGUGACUGUGCCGAUGGAUCUGAUGAAAUGAACUGUGGUAUGUAA
Messenger RNA from Sceloporus undulatus (fence lizard), 1253 nucleotides. Its product is annotated as suppressor of tumorigenicity 14 protein homolog. NCBI's taxonomy places the organism in Eukaryota, Metazoa, Chordata, Lepidosauria, Squamata, Phrynosomatidae. Gene Ontology annotation, molecular function: protein binding. The record is from RefSeq and is a predicted model, not a curated record. The transcript is spliced from 9 exons. The coding region runs from base 3 to 1253 and encodes 416 amino acids.